Verruconis gallopava is the source of this 1841-nucleotide messenger RNA. RefSeq lists its product as uncharacterized. NCBI's taxonomy places the organism in Eukaryota, Fungi, Ascomycota, Dothideomycetes, Venturiales, Sympoventuriaceae. The transcript is spliced from 2 exons. Bases 675 to 1421 code for a protein of 248 amino acids. The record is from RefSeq and is a predicted model, not a curated record.
CGCAGGACUCGCUGCCCGCUCCCGCCAGAGCUCGCGUCCGUCCGCAGCCUCUGCUGCUGCUUGCUUGUAUCUGGCCGGCUCGUUGUCGGCACUCGGCCUUGUCCGCGCCCCGGAGCAUGAGACGGGCAGCUUCAUCUCGGCCGCUCCACCGCGGCCGUCUGGUACGCGCAAGCCUGGGCGGCAGCCAGCUUCGUCGAGUCGAGAUCCCGCCAAAGGGAGUGUCUUCCGAAGCGCCACCACGCACACCCAUGACCGCCGUGGCGCGAUGGACGCCGAAUCCUCACCAUUCCCUUUUGGAUCUGGAUUGUGCUUUCGACGCAUCCUCUUUAUCCACGUCUCGGACUUGCUGUUUUGCUCGUUCCCUCUGACCACCCGGACGUGUUAAGGUUUCGUUGGCGAGUUUGCAGCUCACUCGUUCUUCUGCGGCUCCCUCUCACUCUCUCACUCACUCUCAUUCUUUGCCCUACUUAUUACACCCGGUACACGCUCUUUCGGCCCACCCUCCCGCUCAACCAACUCGCACACUCCUUAUCCACGAGCUCUGGACAGCUUCGCGACACUCCUUUGCAGCCAAGUGACCCAGACGUACUAUCCUUACACCUGACGACACACGACCAAUUCCACGACCAGAAAAUACAGCAGUCGUUCCCUGAUCUCCAUCUUGAUCCUUCACAAUGAAGUUCUCCGGUAUUCUUGCUCUGGCCUCCCUGGCUGUUGGCCAGGCUGCUGCCGGUCUCCUUAACCACAGGCACUUCCACAUGCGUCGUGAGGCUCAUGCUGCCCCCGCAGAGGUUCUUGAGAAGCGCGGCGUUCUCUCUGCCACUGGCGCGGCCCUCUUGUCCAAGAUCGGCUUCACCGCGACCGGCACGAACUCGGCGACCAACAACGGCCAGGCAUGGCUCGGUGCUGACGGCCCAUACGUCAACAACUUCAUCAACAACUCCACCGAAGAGAUCAUCCUCGUUGUUUGGGGUCCCCAGGGCUCCUGGGUCAAUGCAGUCAAGCCCCUAAUCGUUGCCAGCAUCCCUGCCGGCGCCGUUCAGACCGUUUCGUUCGCAAAUGGUGCAUCUGGCGCAUGGGCUCCCAUCUACCCAGAUACCACCAUGUCUCCCUACGGCCAGAUCUUCCAGACCUGGGGCGAAUACACGUUCAACGGACAGUGGAGCACCUUCGACGUCUCUCGUGAGGUCAACAUGAACGGAAAGCCCAUGACCAUCUCGACCAGCAGCUGCACAUCCGACUUUGAGCGUUGCGUCUUCCAGUGCACCGGUGGCGCCACCUCUUGCAUGACCGGCUACGAGCUGUACAACUGCGCCGCUGGCUCUCAACCAGGUGCACAGAGCGGCACGUACGCUGGUGCCGCCUCUGGCGGAUGCAGUGGCAUGGGCGACACGGCCAACAUUACUACCACUUUCUCAUAGGCGAUUUACGGACGUGGAAGGAGGUGGUGGGACGUCGAUGUUGAUAAAGUGGAAGACGACUUCGCGCUAUAUCACGACACGGCCGUUGGAAAGCCUGCGCGCAUCAACAUUUAGCGGAUCUGUUUUGCAACUUGGGGGUCACAUUCAAAACCUGUACAUACUUUUUUCAUGAUAGGGGAUUAUUAGACUUGCGCGUUACGGUUGCAAAUUGCUCGUGUGCUUCUUUUUGUCCUUCGUAGCCCCGUUUCCUCGUUGAAACUUGCCGCUAAGACGCCACUGCUGCAAGUAAAGUCCUUGGGGACGUCCUGAUUGUGAACGAAAAGAUGGGAACGGUUAGCAGAGCAGAGGUGGAGCACGAACGUCUGGCCUUCUUAACGUGGCUGCUGUGCCAUUGUAGAAGAGGGAGGGGUCAAUGCAAAC